CUGGAUCUAGCUUUAUUUGAUCGGAGUGGGAUGACACUCAUGGCGGUCUUGGAGUCAGAUCUUAGAGCUCUCUCUGCGGAGGCUCGCCGCCGGAACCCUAACGUUAAGGACGCCGCAGAACAUGCUAUUUUGAAGCUGAGAUCAUUGUCAAGCCCUAGUGAAAUUGCUCAAAAUGAAGAUAUACUCAACAUCUUUCUCAUGGCCUGUAAGGUUAGGACGGUUAAGUUGAGUGUGAUUGGACUAUCUUGCCUGCAAAAGCUCAUAUCCCAUGAUGCAGUUGCACCAUCAGCUUUAGAGGAGAUUCUGUGCACCCUCAAAGACCAUGGUGAAAUGGCUGAUGAGAGUCUUCAACUCAAGACACUACAAACUAUCCUUGUAAUGUUCCAAUCUUGUUUACAACCUGAUAAUGAGGUGAAUACUGCUCAAGCUCUUGACAUUUGUCUCCGGCUUCUUGAAAGCAAUAAAUCUUAUAGUGUACGGAACACAGCUGCAGCAACCUUUAGACAGGCAGUUGCCCUAAUAUUUGAUAGGGUGGUUACUGCUGAGUCUCUUCCCUCUGAGAAAUUUAAAUUUGCUUCUGAAGUCCAUAUGUCUCGAAGUAAUUCGGUUACAAGUGACAUUACCUGCAAUAUAACACAUCUAAAGUCAUUGGAGCAAGAGUUUACUUCUGGAACUUCGUUAUUAAUGAGGAAUACAUUAACUAAAGCUGGAAAGCUUGGCCUUAUUUUGCUUGAGGAUUUGGCAUCUCUUGCAGCAAGUGGUUCUGCUAAUUGGUUAGGAGUCAGCUCCCUCCAAAGAACGUUUGUGCUUGACAUACUUGAGUUUAUUCUGUCCAAUUAUGUGGUGUUAUUCCGAACCUUGAUUCCAUACGAGGAGGUUCUCCGACGCCAGAUAUGUUCAAUCCUAAUGACAUCACUUCGUACUGAUUCUGAGUUUGAAGGAGAAACUGGAGAACCAUAUUUCCGUAGGUUGGUCUUGCGAUCAGUUGCCCAUGUAAUCAGACUUUAUAGUUCAUUGCUAAUAACUGAAUCUGAGGUGUUUCUCAGCAUGUUAGUGAGGGCUAUCUCUCUUGACUUACCACUAUGGCAUCACAUUCUUGUUCUUGAAAUUCUGAGGGGUUUUUGUGUUGAGGCACACACUUUGCGAAUACUUUUUCAGAAUUUUGACAUGAAUCCCAAAAACUCAAAUGUGGUUGCGAGUAUGGUGGAAUCACUUGCUAGGGUUGUUUCAAGCAUUCAGUUUCAAGACACAUGCGAGGAGAGCCUUGAAGCUGUUGCUGGAAUGUUUAGGGUGGAGCUUGGAUAGUGAUGCAUCCAAUACUGCUGUCUUGGUUGCUAGUGAGGCCCAUGCAGUGACAUUGGCAAUUGAAGGCCUGCUUGGAAUUGUUUUUGCUGUGGCCACUUUGACUGAUGAGGCAGUAGAUGUUGGUGAGCUUGAAUCACCGAGAUUUGAGGUUGGUCCACCAACAAAAUGCACAGGAAAGACGGCAAUGCUUUGUACUUCUAUGGUAGAUUCAAUGUGGCUGACCAUUCUUGAUGCUCUGUCCUUCAUCUUGACGAAGUCUCAAGUUGAAGCUAUUGUGUUAGAAAUAUUGAAGGGUUAUCAAGCAUUUACACAGUCUUGUGGUGUUCUCCGAGCAGUUGAGCCUUUGAAUUCUUUUCUUGCAUCGCUUUGCAAAUUUACAAUCGGCAUCCCAAAUGAAGUUGAAAGGAGAAGUAUUGUACAAUCACCUGGUUCAAAACGGUCAGAAGCAUUCCUGGAACUCAGGGAAAGUAUUGUUCUUACACCUAAGAAUGUCCAGGCAUUAAGGACACUUUUUAACAUAGCUCAUCGGCUGCAUAAUGUUUUAGGCCCUUCAUGGAUAUUGGUACUGGAAACACUAGCUGCUCUUGACAGAGCUAUUCAUUCUCCUCAUGCAGCAACACAGGAGGUGUCUAUGGCUGUUCCAAAACUAACAAGGGAUUCAUCUGGCCAGUACAGUGAUUUUCAUAUACUGUCUUCUUUAAACUCUCAGCUUUUUGAAAGCUCAGCUUUGAUGCAUGUAUCUGCAGUCAAAUCCCUACUUUCUGCAUUACGUCAGUUGUCACAUCAGUCCCUCUCUGCAACGGUUAGCUUUGUACAAGCAUCAAAUCAAAAGGUCGGAAGCAUCAGCUUUGCGAUUGAAAGAAUGCUUUCGGUCCUAGUCAACAAUCUUCAUAGGGUGGCUUCAUUGUGGGAUGAUGUGAUUGGCCACUUUACUGAGCUCACAAGUAGUUCAAACCAACAUAUUAGAAAUUUGGCUCUGAAUGCGAUGGAUCAAUCUAUAUGUGCUGUUUUAGGAUCUGAAGUGUUUCAGGAACAAGCUUCCUCUAAAGUCUUUGCCAGCAAUGUUUGCCCUGAGAAUAUAGAGAUGAGAUCACUCGAACGUGCUAUCAUAUCUCCCUUAACAACCCUUUAUUCUUCAACACAAAGCGUUGGUAUUUGUGUUACAUUGCUUAAAAUUCUUCUUCAUGUUUUGGAGAGGCAUGGAGAAAAGCUGCAUUAUAGCUGGCCAUAUAUUCUUGACGUUCUAAGGUCUGUGGCGCAUGCCACUGAGAAGGAUCUCAUUUCUCUUGGAUUCCAGUGCCUCCACAUUAUUAUGAAUGAUGGCCUUUCAUCAAUACCUACGAAUUGCCGUCAGGUUUGUAUCGAUGUUACUGGAUCAUAUUGUGCACAGAAAACUGAACUAAACAUUAGCCUGACAGCUGUAGGCCUUCUAUGGACUUCUAUUGAUUUUCUUGUCAAGGGGGCCAAGGGGCUCCAAGAUGCUCACGAAGAACAUAAAGAAUCUUAUAAAAUAAACAAUGGGAUUAUGGAGGAGUAUAAUCUCACUUCUUCAAAUAAUUAUAGGGAGCAAGCAUUACAGCUUAACGUAAUUGAUCGUGACAAAUUGUUAUUUUCUGUUUUCUCAUUACUACAAAGUCUGGUAGCUGAUGAGAGACCUGAGGUACGUAAUUCUGCUGUCCGGACACUCUUUCAAAUACUUGGAAGCCAUGGGCAAAAACUUUCAAAUAGGAUGUGGGAGAAUUGUCUGUGCAAUUAUGUUUUUCCUACACUUGAUUGUGCUUCUCACAUGGCGGCUACCUCAUCAAAAGCUGAAUGGCAAGGAAAAGAGCUUGGAACACGUGGAGGAAAAGCGGUUCAUAUGCUCAUACACCAUAGCCGGAAUACUGCUCAGAAACAAUGGGAUGAGACACUAGUUCUUGUGUUGGGUGGAAUUGCACGCGUUUUAAGAACCUUUUUCCCAUUACUCAGAAAUUUAAGUAAUUUUCAAUCAGGAUGGGACUCUUUACUGUGCCUCGUUGAGAACAGCAUCUUGCAUGGUAGUAAAGAAGUUGCCCUUGCAGCAAUAAAUUGCUUGCAUUCCACCAUAGUUUCACAGUCUCCUAAGGGAAAUUUGCCACUUCCAUACCUUAUAUCUGUCCUUGAUAUUUACGAGCUUGUUCUUUCGAAGUUGCCAAACUACAGCAAUAGUGCAACCAGCAAAGUGAUACAAGAAAUCUUACUUAGUCUUGGUGAUCUAUAUGUUCAAGCGCAGGAAAUGUUUGACAGCUUCAUGUAUUUAAAGCUGCUAAAAGUUCUAGAUGUGGGGAUCAAACAAACCAAGAUUGCAAAUAGCAACUUUGAAGCUGAUUAUGGCCAUCUUCCACCAUUGCAGCGCACUAUACUUGAGAUUCUACCAAUCGUAUGCCCAGCUAAUCAUAUUGCUACAAUGUGGCCCCCUUUCCUUGGGAAACUAAUGGAGUAUCUUCCAGGAUGUGAUUCUUCCAUUGGCGAACUUGAUGAUGGAGAUCAAGGAAACACUGCCGAUAGUGUUGAUGUUCCUUGUAGAAUUGCUUCAAAUGCUCCAAAAAAAUCAGAAAAUUUAUCACCUGCAGGGCCAAGUGUCUCAACACAUAUGUUCUCCGAGAAACUUAUUCCUGUACUAGCAGAUCUUUGCGUGCAAGCUCCAGCUGCAGUGAAGUAUGACGUUUUCCCUGACAUUAUUCAUGUUUUAGGAAGAUGUAUGACAACAAGAAGAGACUUUCCUGAUGGCACACUAUGGAGAAUAGCAGUUGAAACAUUCAAUAAAUUUAUGGUUGAUGAUCUUAGCAAGGUGACCAAAAGCUCAACAACAGAUAUAGCUAAUAUAAGAUCUGCAAAAGUACGCACUUGGAAAGCAGUUGCUGAUAUUUAUGAAAUAUUUCUUGCGGGAUAUUGUGGUCGUGCUCUGCCUUCAAAUGCACUUUCUGUGUUGGCCCUGAAAGCUGAUGAGUCUCUUGAAAUGAAUAUCUUGGAUAUCUUGGGAGACAAUAUUCUCAAUUCCAGGACUGAUGCACCCGCUGAUAUACUGCAGCGACUAAUCUCCACCUUAGAUAUAUGUGCUUCAAGGACAUGCUCCUUGCCGCUUGAGACUGUUGAACUUAUGCCUCCACAUUGCAUUAAAUUUUCAUUGACCUGCUUGCAGAAGUUGUUUUUGUUGAGCAGGCAGAGAACAAGCGACCAAAAUUCAACUAGUUCCCAAGUUAGCAAAAUCUCAAUUGGAACAUUGUUGAUCAGAUGUGAAUAUAUACUAGAUAAAUUUUUGAAGGAUGAGAAUGAACUAGGGGAUUGUCCACUGCCUGCAGCAAGAUUAGAAGAAGUUCUUUUUGUUCUCCAGGAGCUGGCUUGUCUUGUGCUUCAAUCAGAUAGUGCAUCAUUUCUUCCUUUACACCCAAAAUUAAAGAGUGGCCUUGUACAGGAGAAUCGUGCAAACCAUUUGCAUUUGAUCGUUCUUUUUCCCUUCCUUUAGUGAACUAGUCAUAUCAAGGGAAGCCAAGGUGAGAGAGCUGGUCCACGUAUUGUUGCGACUUGUCACUUCAGAAAUGGGUUUGAGAAAGCUUUGUUCAACAAGUUGAUUGUUCUGUGUAUCAUCAUUCUAAUUAUCAUAUAUUUUUGUUCCACUUUUAUUUUUAAAUUUCAAUGCUCUUAUGUGCAUUAGU
Molecule: messenger RNA, 4979 nt
Organism: Cuscuta campestris
Lineage: Eukaryota; Viridiplantae; Streptophyta; Magnoliopsida; Solanales; Convolvulaceae
Source: the annotation of a GenBank genome assembly